This is a messenger RNA of Penicillium cinerascens, 2097 nucleotides long. RefSeq names its product glycerol-3-phosphate dehydrogenase GUT2. The record is from RefSeq and is a predicted model, not a curated record. The coding region runs from base 1 to 2097 and encodes 698 amino acids. Gene Ontology annotation, cellular component: mitochondrion; glycerol-3-phosphate dehydrogenase (FAD) complex. The transcript has 4 exons. Gene Ontology annotation, molecular function: glycerol-3-phosphate dehydrogenase (quinone) activity. Gene Ontology annotation, biological process: glycerol-3-phosphate metabolic process. NCBI's taxonomy places the organism in Eukaryota, Fungi, Ascomycota, Eurotiomycetes, Eurotiales, Aspergillaceae.
AUGGCCGCUCGUCAUUCGCGCAAGUUUCUGCGACCUUUGCUCUACACUUCGGCGGCCGCGGCCGCCGGUGCUGGAGUCCUCUACAUCUCCUACCGUCCGCGCAAUAUUCCCGGUCUCGAAGCUCCCGCAGUUCCCCCGCCCGGCUACCGUGAAGGCAAGCUGGUGCCUCCUGUUUUCCCCACCAUCAAAUCUCGCCUGGAGCAGAUCCAGGACUUGAAGCGCAGCCAGAAUGAGGAGGAAUACGACCUGCUGGUCAUCGGAGGUGGUGCGACGGGUUCAGGUAUCGCUUUGGACGCGGCCACUCGAGGAUUGAAGGUUGCGGUGGUUGAGCGCGAUGAUUUCAGUGCCGGUACCAGUAGCAAGAGUACCAAGUUGGUGCACGGUGGUGUUCGCUACUUGGAGAAGGCCGUUUGGGAAUUGGACUACAACCAAUAUAAGCUGGUGAAGGAAGCUCUCCGUGAGCGCAAAUAUUUCUUGAACACGGCUCCUCACCUCUCACAGUGGCUUCCUAUCAUGGUGCCGGUGCAGAAAUUGUGGCAGGCUCCUUAUUUCUGGGCUGGUUGCAAGGCCUAUGACUUCCUGGCUGGUUCGGAAGGCAUUGAAAGCUCGUAUUUCCUGACCAAGAGCAAGGCAAUUGAUGCCUUCCCCAUGUUGAAGCGCGAGAACGUGGUCGGUGCCAUGGUGUACUACGAUGGCGCACACAACGAUUCCCGUAUGAACGUUUCCCUCGCCAUGACAGCUGCUCUCUACGGUGGUACCGUCGUGAAUCACAUGGAGGUUACUGGUCUGACCAAGGACGCCUCCGGCAAGCUGUGCGGUGCGCGCAUGAAAGAUGUGAUUCCCUCCAAGGACGGUGAGGAGACCGAAGAGUUCAGCAUCCGCGCCAAGGGUAUCAUCAACGCCACGGGUCCCUUCACCGACUCCAUCCGCAAGAUGGACGAGCCGGGUAUCAAGGAGAUCGUGGCCCCCAGCUCCGGUGUUCACGUCAUUCUUCCCGGAUACUACAGCCCUUCGAACAUGGGGCUGAUCGACCCAUCGACCUCCGACGGCCGUGUCAUUUUCUUCCUUCCCUGGCAGGGCAACACCAUUGCCGGUACUACCGAUGCACCCACUGAAAUCACCCCCCACCCGGAGCCCUCCGAGCAGGACAUCAACUGGAUUCUGUCGGAGAUUCGCGGCUACCUUGCCCCAGAUAUCACUGUCGACCGGAGCGACGUUCUGGCCGCCUGGUCGGGUAUCCGUCCCUUGGUCCGCGACCCCAACAAGACCAGCUCUCAGGCCCUGGUUCGCAACCACCUGAUCACCGUUUCCCCCUCGGGACUGUUGACCUGUGCCGGUGGUAAAUGGACCACUUAUCGUCAAAUGGCCGAGGAGGCUGUAGAUGAGGCUAUCAGCCAGUUCAACCUGAAGCCUCGGGAGGUCAAGGACGCUCCGGAUAUCAGUGGUGUCGGUGGCAGUGGCCUGGUCGCUGACGGCGCCACUCUGGACGGUUCCUGCCAGACCCACCAGGUCCGCCUGAUCGGCGCCCACGGUUUCUCCAAGACUCUCUUCAUCAACCUGAUUCAGCACUUCGGUCUCGAGACCGACGUAGCUCAGCACCUCACCAUCUCGUACGGUGACCGCGCGUGGCAGGUCGCCGCCUUGUCGUCCCCGACCAAUGCUCGCUUCCCGGUUCGGGGCUGCCGUAUUUCCCCCAUGUACCCCUUCGUUGACGGCGAGGUCCGCUACGCUGUCCGCCACGAAUAUGCUCAGACCGCGGUUGACGUGAUUGCCCGUCGCACUCGCCUGGCUUUCCUGAACUCCGAGGCUGCCCUGGAAGCGCUUCCGAGCGUCAUCGACCUGAUGGGCGAGGAACUGAACUGGUCCGACCACCGCAAGGACACUGAAUGGAAGGAGUCGGUGUCAUAUCUCUCUUCGAUGGGUCUCUCCAAAAACCUGCUUAGCCUGUCUCGACAGGAGGUCCUCAACGGCCGCGUGAGAGAUUUCCAUGUCGACUCGCGCAAGACUUUCUCCCGCACUGACCCGCCGGCGGACAUUCUCGAGGGCGAGUCUAUUGCCCAACCCACUGGUGAUGCCGUAUCGGCCUCGGCCAAUUAG